Molecule: messenger RNA, 3355 nt
Organism: Callithrix jacchus (white-tufted-ear marmoset)
Lineage: Eukaryota; Metazoa; Chordata; Mammalia; Primates; Cebidae
Gene: RRM2B
Product: ribonucleotide reductase regulatory TP53 inducible subunit M2B
Biological process (GO): deoxyribonucleotide biosynthetic process
Cellular component (GO): cytosol
Molecular function (GO): ribonucleoside-diphosphate reductase activity, thioredoxin disulfide as acceptor
Source: RefSeq, a predicted model, not a curated record
AGAAGCGGCCAGGCUGGAUCAGGAUGAGGUAAACGUCGUUGUCGCUUCAUCCCCCGCCAAAUGUCGUUGUCGCUUCAUCCCCCGCCCCGCAGUCACGCCCGCCCGUUAGAUUGCAAGUUGCAGACCGCUGUGGGUCGUGUUAUUCGCCGCGGUCAGAACAGGCCUCUCCGCCAGCCCUCGCCGCAGCUUGGCUUCGUCGUUGCGAGCGCCGGGGAGGCUGUGCCCGCGGAGGGCGGAGGAGGGAGCCCACUUCGGGUUUGCGUCCCGCUCCGCUGCUCUGCCCCAGAGCCAGCCAAGGGCGACGCUCGGAGGCCUCCGGCCGGGAGAUCAUCUGCAGAUACCAACGAAAAUGAAAUAAAGUCAAAUGAAGAGCCACUUCUAAGAAAGAGUUCUCGCCGGUUUGUCAUCUUCCCAAUCCAGUACCCCGAUAUUUGGAAAAUGUAUAAACAGGCACAGGCUUCCUUCUGGACAGCAGAAGAGGUGGACUUAUCAAAGGAUCUCCCUCACUGGAACAAACUUAAAGCAGAUGAGAAGUAUUUCAUCUCUCACAUCUUAGCCUUUUUUGCAGCCAGUGAUGGAAUUGUAAAUGAAAAUUUGGUGGAGCGCUUUAGUCAGGAGGUGCAGGUUCCAGAGGCUCGCUGUUUCUAUGGCUUUCAAAUUCUCAUCGAGAAUGUUCACUCAGAGAUGUACAGUUUGCUAAUAGACACUUACAUCAGAGAUCCCAAGAAAAGGGAAUUUUUAUUUAAUGCCAUUGAAACCAUGCCAUAUGUUAAGAAAAAAGCAGAUUGGGCCUUGCGAUGGAUAGCAGAUAGAAAAUCUACUUUUGGGGAAAGAGUGGUGGCCUUCGCUGCUGUAGAAGGAGUUUUCUUCUCAGGAUCUUUUGCUGCUAUAUUCUGGCUAAAGAAGAGAGGUCUUAUGCCAGGACUCACUUUUUCCAAUGAACUCAUCAGCAGAGAUGAAGGACUUCACUGUGAUUUUGCUUGCCUGAUGUUUCAAUACUUAGUAAAUAAACCUUCAGAAGAAAGGGUCAGGGAGAUCAUUGUUGAUGCUGUCAAAAUCGAGCAGGAGUUUUUAACAGAAGCCUUGCCAGUUGGCCUCAUUGGAAUGAAUUGCAUUUUGAUGAAACAGUACAUUGAGUUUGUAGCUGACAGAUUACUUGUGGAACUUGGAUUUUCAAAGUUUUUUCAGGCAGAAAAUCCUUUUGAUUUUAUGGAAAACAUUUCUUUAGAAGGAAAAACAAAUUUCUUUGAGAAACGAGUUUCAGAGUAUCAGCGUUUUGCAGUUAUGGCAGAAACCACAGACAACGUCUUCACCUUGGAUGCAGAUUUUUAAAAACCUCUUGUUUUAAAAUUCUAUAAACUCAUCAUUGAUAAAUAGUAGUCUACUUACCUCUGCUUUAGAAAAAAAAACUUAAAAGUAUAUUCUUUAAAGAACUGGGGAUUUGCUCUAAAGGAAAUCCAAAACCUAUUCCAAACAGUUUGCAUUUAUAUAAUUUUCCUGUUUAACAAGAAUGUGACCUAAACGCUUUUGUCUUGGCACUGAAAUAUAAGAUGGCAUUAUAUAGUUAAGAGCAUGGGUGAGGGGCCAGACAUGAGUUUAAGGUUCUGUCAUUAACUCCAGUGUGUGAUCCUUGGCAAGUCAGUUAAUCUUGGUAAACCUCAGUGUACUUGUCUUUAAAAUGGGAGCCAUAGUGGGUCCUAAAUUCAUAGAGUGGAUAUGAGGAUUAGGAUGCAAAAAUAAAUGCUUAACCAGCACUACUAUUGUUACACCACUACUGAUUAUCAUGUUGUUGAUAAUGUUAACUGCAGUGAUGUUGUAAUCAAAUACUCUCAUUUCCUUCAAGUAAUUGUGAUUCUAAGUCCUAGGAUCUAGAAUUAGAAUUUUGUAUUUUUAAUGCUUAGGGGAAUAUAAGUAUCUCCUUAAAAAGAACAUAAUUCUCAUUAACACAAGAAUAAGUUCUUUGAAUUCCUCAGUAUGUAGUAAAGAAAAUUUGGUUCUUAGUUGCUUUGGGAAGCCUACUUCGGGAGUGGAAACCGGGAGGUUAUCCUGGUAGUUGACUUUGUAAGCAAAAUGAUUCUUCUUCAGAAAUUAAAAAUAUAACUAUUGCCAGAUUUAGCCCUGGAAUGUUCAGAAACAGGCUAGAGUAGCAUGUUCCAAAGAAUAUUCUAGGAGCUGUUAGCCCCUCUAGAUAUUUUGUGGGGAAAAAAGGGAUUCUGUGGUCAGAUGAGUUUGGGAAGAACUUCAUUCUUUUUGAGCAAGUACAGUCAUUACAUCAAAGACUGAGCAAUUCAGUGGCACAUAAAUUUAUCUCACCCUGCAUAUCCCCAACAUACUUAACACAGAUGUUUUUCACCUGUUAACAUCUCAUCCAGCUAGUGUUCCUCAGAACAAAGGUUGGAAAAAGCUGGCCUAGAACCAUUUAUACAUAGAGGAAGGGCUUAUGGACUAAGAAAGGGAGAGCACACGGUAGGGAUUAUUGAAUCGUUUCAAAUUUAUGCCAGGCUGAAUAGUGUACCAGCAAUUGACUUUGGCUGUGUUUCUUUAUGCUUUUAAAACUCUUUUGAGCUGUUAUAAGCGAUAGUUUUAUUUUGUUUUUUUGUUCGUUUGAGAUGGAGUCUUGCUCUGUCACCAGGCUGGAGUGCAGUGGCGUGAUCUCUGCUCACUGCAACCUCCACCUCCUGGGUUCAAGCAAUUCUCCUGCCUCAGCCUCCCAAGUAGCUGGAAGUACAGGCACCUACCACUAUGCCCAGCUAAUUUUUGUAUUUUUAGUAGAGAUGGGGUUUCACCAUGUUGGCCAGGAUGGUCUCAAUUUCUGGACCUCGUGAUCCACCCACCUUGGCCUCCCAGCACUUGGGAUUACAGGUGUGAGCCACCAUGCCCAGCCAAGAGAUAGUUCUUUUAAUGUGACUAUGCUAUCUGAAAGCCAAAGGUGAGGGAAAUGGAGGACGCUCUGGAAGAGACUGAGAAAAGGCCGGGAACGAAGGUUUUUGAGAAGUCUGCCCCUGUUUAUUUUUAGUAAGUAUCAAGAGGUAGCCUGAGCCUAGUUAGAGUUAAACCUAUCUUUGGAUGAUGGAGUGUUAUACUGAAAUACUGGAUUUUUAAUAUAUUAGUUUAUGAUUUGGUAUUCUGUAUACCCCUUCAGGUAGGUGUUUCCCACUCCCAACAAACUGUACUUUAUACAAUUCUGGAUGCUAAAACUUAGAGAUUUUCUCUUUGCAUAAAUUUUGGCUCGAUUCUUUCCAUAACAGUCUAAUCAAAACUGGGAGUUCUCAAGUGAAUGCAAAAGGAGCAGGCCAUAACUUUAUUCGUUAGAGAGACUGUCAGAAACUUGAGCUCUUUUGGCCCAUGAUAAUAC